GGGCCGUGACAAAACAAGGCGCUGCUUAUAUUAGCCCAGCGCGCGACGUAGCCAGCUAUAGCUAUCAAUCAAUCAAUGUGAUCGCGAGUCUGAGCGAGCUCGGAGGUGAUUGGUUGGCGCGGCUGUCCGUCAACUGGCUCGCGCGUGUCUUUGAGGCUGCCGUGCGUCGCGAGGAGAAAAGAGGAGGGUCUUCCAGCGAGGCUUUUUAUUUAUUUCUUUGUUUCCAGUCGGGUAAAAAAAAUAAUAAUAAUAACAGCGAUAGCUAGCUAGCUAACCCUAGCUAGCUAUUAUCUUUCUGGGGGACUUCAAUGUUGUUCCGCAGGACCGAAACGAAAAACUGGACCAUAUUACGCUAGGUAUUAAAACGCCUAAGCGAAGGGAAGGAGGAUGAAGCGGCGCAAUGCGGACUGCAGCAAACUCCGGCGGCCGUUAAAACGGAACCGAAUCACCGAGGGCAUAUACGGCAGCACCUUCCUGUACCUGAAGUUUCUGGUGGUUUGGGCGCUGGUGCUGUUGGCCGACUUUGUGCUGGAGUUCCGGUUCGAGUACCUCUGGCCCUUCUGGCUCUUCAUCCGGAGUGUGUACGACUCCUUCAGAUAUCAGGGCCUGGCUUUCUCAGUGUUCUUUGUGUGUGUGGCGUUUACAUCCGACAUCAUAUGCCUGCUCUUCAUCCCCGUGCAGUGGCUGUUCUUCGCCGCCAGCACGUACGUGUGGGUGCAGUAUGUCUGGCACACAGAAAGAGGGGUCUGCCUCCCCACCGUGUCCCUGUGGAUCCUCUUCGUUUAUAUCGAGGCUGCGAUACGAUUCAAAGAUCUGAAGGACUUCCAUGUGGAUCUGUGUCGUCCCUUCGCUGCACACUGUAUUGGAUACCCAGUGGUGACGCUGGGCUUCGGCUUUAAGAGCUACGUGAGCUACAAGAUGCGUCUGCGCAAGCAGAAAGAGGUGCAGAAGGAGAACGAGUUCUACAUGCAGCUCCUCCAGCAGGCCCUGCCGCCAGAACAGCAGAUGCUGCAGAAACAAGAGAGAGAGGCAGAGGAAGCAGCAGCUAAAAGUACACACGACGCCGACUCGCCCCCCGCAGCUCAGAACGGCUCCGCCGGUGGCAAGAAGCCUGCAUCGAAUACGUUACCAGAGCUGGAGUACCGCGAGAAAGAGCGAGGCAAGGGCGAGUCUAAGAAACAGCAUAAUCAGAACCAGAACCAUCACAGUAGCAUCCUGCCUGUAGUGGACUAUAAUAAAGCACAGGAGCUGGAGUACAUGGAGAAUAAUGUGAACAGCAAGAGACUGAGCAGCUCCGAGCUGCUGGGCAGCACCGAGAACCUGCUUCUGAAGGAGGACAACUCUUCAUCGUCGUGCUCGUCCUCUUCCUCUAAUUCCACCUCCUCGAAAAAUCACAAAAACGCCAGCGUAGGCAGCGGGGUCGGGGGGAACUCGUCGCCCCGCGGCCACGGGACGGCCAACGGCAGCGUGCCCUCCUCGACAGGACCUUCUUCUUCGUCAGGGAAGGGCGAGAAGAAACAGAAGUGCGGAGGGAAAGGGGGGCACAGAGAUCCAACAGAUAACUGCAUCCCCAAUAACCAGCUCGGCAAGCCAGAGGCGCUGGUCAGGCUGGAGCAGGAUGUGAAGAAGCUGAAGGCUGAGCUGCAGGCGAGCAGGCAGACAGAGCAGGAGUUGCGCAGCCAGCUGGGCUCUCUGGGCACGUCAGAACGCAGCGUCCGCUCUGAACUCAGCCAGCUCCGCCAGGACAACGAGCUGCUGCAGAACAAGCUCCAUAAUGCCGUGCAGGCAAAACAAAAGGAUAAGCAGACACUGGGGCAGCUGGAGAAGCGUCUAAAGGCGGAGCAGGAGGCACGAGCGGCUGCAGAGAGGCAGCUGGCAGAGGAGAAGAAACGUAAGAAGCUGGAGGAAGCCACGGCAGCCAGAGCCGUAGCCCUCGCAGCUGCAUCCAGAGGUGAGUGCACAGAGUCUCUAAGAAGGAGGAUCUCUGAGCUGGAGACUGAGUGUAAGAAACUCACGCUGGACAUUAAAGUCAAAGAGGACUUGAUCCGUGAGCUUGAGCUCAAAGUCCAGGAGCUGCAUAAAUAUAAAGAGAAUGAGAAAGACACAGAGGUGUUGAUGUCUGCGCUGUCAGCCAUGCAGGAUAAGACCCAGCACUUGGAGAACAGCUUGAGUGCAGAGACCAGAAUCAAACUGGACCUGUUCUCUGCCCUCGGGGACGCCAAGCGACAGCUGGAGAUCGCACAAGGUCAGAUCCUGCAGAAAGAUCAGGAGAUAAAAGAUCUGAAACAGAAGAUUGCCGAGGUGAUGGCAGUCAUGCCCAGCAUUGCUUACUCAACAGAUACCAGCAACAUGAACCCAGUCACCCCCCACUACUCCUCCAAGUUCAUGGACACCAGUCCGUCUGGCCUGGACCCCAACGCAUCCGUCUACCAGCCCCUGAAAAAAUGAAUGCCUGCGCCAGCUCACUAUACCAUCCAUCCAUCCAUCUCUCUCUCUCUCUCUCUCUCUCUCUCUCUCUCUCUUACUUUCUCUUCACAGGCCCAGACCUGCCCCCCUUCAGAAUGUUUGGGGACUUUUUUUUUUGUUGUUGUUUUUCUUCUACUGCUAUUUCUCGCCUGGUCAGAAGGAUGUCGUAUUGUGUGACUGUAUUUGUUGUAGUAAAAAAAAAAAAAAAAAAAAAAAAGACACAAAAAAAACUUUUAAGGGACAUCACCCGCCGAGUAGGGAUCUGCUGUUGUUGGAUUAUUAUUAUUUUUUUUUUUUUUUUUUGGUAAUUGUCUAGAAACCUCACAGACGUUGGUGUGCAUUUUGGUUUUUUUCUGUCUUUAGUGCAAAAAAGGCUCACACUUUACUUUUCCUGUACAUUAUUAUUGGCCUUAAACUUUUUUUUUUUUCGAAAGGAGGGGACAAAGUCUCAGAUUUAGAGCUUUAGCUCUUUAUUAGAAUGUUUUGAACUCCCAAAUUUCUCACUCCGACUAAAUCACUGCCUGUUUCAUAAUGUUAAAAGCAUAUGGUCAAAUUAGAGCAUGUGGAAAAAGUGGUAUAACUAACCAAAAUUUCAGUAAGCACCCAACUGUCAGACACCCCAGUGCCUUUAGACAGGACCACAUUGGUGAAUCUGAAAGAUUUUGUCCCCUGCUAUACUUUGAGCCCCGGUUUUACAGCCUUUUCCCGAUCAGAUCUGGAGCCAUUGUCCUGACAUCUUUCCGCCUGUGUAUUCUGAUUCGGCUUGGAAAUCUUGUUUACGCCUGUUUAUUUGGCCUGUGUUGCACUGUUGAUGCUUGAAGAGUAGCUUAGAAGGGGGGGGGGGAAAUGAUGUGGAUAUUGUGCAGCAUACACGGCAAGCCUGAGCAUGUCCCAGAUUAUUCCAGAUUAUUACACUGGCCAGGCAAUUCUGUAUCUGACAAAUGCAAAAAUUUAGUCCAGUGCCAAGUAGCUAGGACUGUGAUUUUGUUCUACAGUGAUGUGCUGCAAAGCAGAAGCAGUUAACAGAACCCUCGAGUGUAUUUUCUAGUUCAGUGUCUUGGUAGCAGAGAGCUGUUUGGUGUUGCCACACGAUGGCGCUAUUGUGCAUAGGAAAGUAUUUGGUUGUCAGUAUUGCAGAGUUCACACCCUGCUAAGGACUCGAGUGUUGAGGAAAGCCAGCCUGUCAUCUUUCUCAAGACCCUUCGAUUGGCCGGUUUGUCAAGUGGUCACUUUUUUCGCCUUAUUUGAACAUCAAGUGUUCAGUUGCAAAGGACGCAGUUUUCUGUGAAUGGAAAAAAAAAUUGCACUUAUUGAGCAUUUUAUCUCAUAUAAUCCCUGGGAAACCCCAACAUCAGUGCGUAAAUGAAGCUGGAACCCUCCAGCUGUGAUGAGAAGAAGAUUCUAACAUUACAGAAUGUUCUAGUGUGGUUUAAUGUGUUAUUAAGGUGUCUUGAGAAAGAAAGGCUUCUGAUUAUUUGAAUUUUGAAAAAAGCCCGUUGUUGGUAUUGCUCUUCCAGUACUAAGAUUGGGAUAGCCCCAGUGAGUCCUAUGUGGUGUUCUAGUGAUCAGCGAUGGUUGUCGUUUGUUUUUGUUUUUUGUUUUUUUUUUUGAGUGUGCGUGUGUGUUUAAAUUAUGGACAGUUUGUCCCUGAAGUGUUCUCAGAACGUUAACGUCCGCCUACGGUGAAGUUAACCAGUCUGCAGACGAAAAAAAAAUUUCAAAUGAAGAGAAGAAAGCACUUGUUUGCGUUCUUUGCCCGAUGUCACCUCUCCCUCUUUCUUUCUUCAGACCUUACCGUGGCUGCAUUCUCACUCUGUGAGGUUUUCAAGGAAUAAAAGGUUUUUUUUUUCCUGGCA
Pangasianodon hypophthalmus (striped catfish) is the source of this 4322-nucleotide messenger RNA. It is a transcript of the gene maco1b, whose product is annotated as macoilin 1b. The record is from RefSeq and is a predicted model, not a curated record. Gene Ontology annotation, biological process: neuronal signal transduction. Gene Ontology annotation, cellular component: rough endoplasmic reticulum membrane. Bases 388 to 2448 code for a protein of 686 amino acids. Lineage: Eukaryota; Metazoa; Chordata; Actinopteri; Siluriformes; Pangasiidae. The transcript is spliced from 11 exons.